AGAGCCCCUGUCUUUUUGGGUAAUUCGACCCACGCAGGUGUGGCUGGACUUGACUAGCCAGUUAUUUUUCUCCGCUCCACCCCGCGAUCGGCCAGAGACAAACGCACACAAGCUGGUGUACGAAGUGAGUGACAACUUGGGGAUAUCGGCGAAGAAGUAUCCAAUAACCAUGCCAGUGACACAGCAGAUCACCACUGUCACCAGUGCACAGAGCUCUGGUGCCUGGAGCACAGGGAUGUGCGACUGCUUCUCCGAUAUGGGAACAUGUUGCUGUGGAACUUGGUGCUUUCCUUGCAUGCAGUGCCAGACGGCUUCUCAGUACGGCUGGUGCUGUCUCCUGCCUGUUCUGGACCCAUUCUGCAUGGUGGUGUCCUGCCUUCUCCGCCAAUCAAUGAGGGAACGCUACGGCAUCCAUGGCUCAUUCUGCGAUGACUGCUGCAUGCUCUGCUUCUGCUAUCCCUGCGUGUGGUGCCAAAUGUCCCGGGAGGUGAAGAGACAGGCCCAAAGGGGAGGGACCACCACUGUCAUCACCCAGCAGGUCGUGUCAUAAAGGGCAGGACCCAGACUGCCCUGUUCCCACACAAGUGGCGCCUUGUAAUGCAGAAAUCCAUAAACCCAAUGUGGAAGCCAUGCAAAUGUAAACAAGUGUCUCACUCAUAUAUUAAUCAGCUUUUUAUUAAAAUAGCAUCUUAGAAAUGUAGAUUCCUCAUUUUCGUCUGGAUAUUUUAUAUUUCUUUCUUACAUUACAUGGGCAGACUGAUCCGUUUGCUCCUAAGAGGUCAUUCCUAGUCAUAUUUUCCGUUCCUUUGUCCAUUAAAAACAUGUAACAGUCAGACUGUUUUGCCCAUUGAUGCUUAUUCCAGCUGCAUUCAUCUCUCUCUGUUUCUCUGUUGCCAAUCAGGGAGCACUGAUACCAUGAGACACACACACACACACACACACACACACACACACACACACACACAUGUAGGGUAUACCUAUCAUUAUGGGGCCCCGCUCAUUCACUUCUAUGGGAAAAAUGCUAACUAUGACAACCCUAACCCCCAUCCAGCCCUAACCAUAACCAUAAGUAAGCAAGCAAAAUACAAGAGUUUUUGGAUUUUUAACUUUUUCAUAGCAGUCACCGAUUUUUAUAAAAUAGAAUUUUCCCUUAUGGGGACCGGUUUCCUGGAAAGAAAACAGAUAUUUAUCACGUUAUGGGGACAUUGUGUCCCCAUAAGGAUAGGUGUACCCCCUCACACACACACACACACACAGGUCCCUGCAAUGUUUUUGUCUUUUGUUUUCCUUUGUGCAGCUUUUAACAAUAAACCUCAUCAAUGAU
Messenger RNA from Brienomyrus brachyistius, 1324 nucleotides. RefSeq names its product placenta-specific gene 8 protein-like. The record is from RefSeq and is a predicted model, not a curated record. NCBI's taxonomy places the organism in Eukaryota, Metazoa, Chordata, Actinopteri, Osteoglossiformes, Mormyridae. The transcript is spliced from 4 exons. The coding region runs from base 170 to 550 and encodes 126 amino acids.